CCUUGGGUCCUGCUGCACAGAGCGGCCUGUCUUUAGAAAUGUCCCUCUGCCGGGGGAGGGCCCCAGAGAAAACUGGAAAGAGGGUGAGAGCCUGAGGAAGACAAAGCAUCCCAGGGCCUCCCACACCAGUGCCAGAGCAGGAAGGGGGAGGGGCAAUGACUCACAAGGCCCUGGGAGGUCACUUUAAGGAGGGCUGUCCUAAAAUCAGGAACCUGUAGCAGAAAGUGAAACCGUUGUGCACCAGACAAAGAUCAUAGUCAGGACUAGCCGGCAAAGGAUGAAUCCUCAAAUCAGAAACAUGGUGGAGCCAAUGGAUCCACGCACAUUCGUCUCCAACUUCAAUAACAGACCUAUCCUUUCUGGUCUGAAUACCGUCUGGCUGUGCUGCGAAGUGAAAACAAAGGACCCUUCGGGGCCCCCUUUGGACGCAAAGAUCUUUCAAGGCAAGUCCAAGGCUAAGUACCACCCAGAGAUGAGAUUCCUCCACUGGUUCCGCAAGUGGAGGCAGCUGCAUCAUGACCAGGAGUACAAGGUCACCUGGUACGUAUCCUGGAGCCCCUGCACAAGGUGUGCAAACAGUGUGGCCACGUUCCUGGCCAAGGACCCGAAGGUUACCCUGACCAUCUUUGUUGCCCGCCUCUACUACUUCUGGAAACCAAAUUACCAGCAGGCGCUUCGCAUCCUGUGUCAGAAAAGAGGCGGUCCGCAUGCCACCAUGAAGAUCAUGAAUUAUAACGAAUUUCAAGACUGUUGGAACAAGUUCGUGGACGGCCGAGGAAAGCCAUUUAAGCCUUGGAACAAUCUGCCUAAACAUUAUACAUUACUGCAGGCCACGCUGGGGGAGCUUCUCAGACAUUUGAUGGAUCCAGGCACGUUCACUUCCAACUUUAACAAUAAACCUUGGGUCAGUGGACAGCAUGAGACUUACCUGUGUUACAAGGUGGAGCGCCUGCACAACGACACCUGGGUCCCGCUGAACCAGCACAGGGGCUUUCUACGCAACCAGGCUCCAAAUAUACACGGUUUCCCUAAAGGCCGCCAUGCAGAGCUGUGCUUCCUGGACCUGAUUCCCUUUUGGAAGCUGGAUGGCCAGCAAUACAGGGUUACCUGCUUCACCUCCUGGAGCCCCUGCUUUAGCUGCGCCCAGGAAAUGGCUAAAUUCAUUUCAAAUAACGAACACGUGAGCUUGUGCAUCUUCGCUGCCCGCAUCUAUGAUGAUCAAGGAAGAUAUCAGGAGGGGCUGCGCACCUUGCACAGGGAUGGGGCCAAAAUUGCAAUGAUGAACUACAGUGAAUUUGAGUACUGCUGGGACACCUUUGUGGACUGCCAGGGAUGUCCCUUCCAGCCCUGGGAUGGACUAGAUGAGCACAGCCAAGCCCUGAGUGAGAGGCUUCGGGCCAUUCUCCAGAAUCAGGGAAACUGAAGGAUGGGCCUCAGUCUCUAAGGAAGGCAGAGACCUGGGUUGAGCCACAGAAUAAAAGAUCUUCUUCCAAGAAAUGCAAACAGGCCGUUCACCACCAUCUCCAGCCGCUCACAGACACCAGCGAAGCAAGGCGCUCCUGACCAAGUAGAUUUUUUAAAAAUUAGAGUGAAUUACUUUUAAUUGAAAAUUUAUGUUACGUUUCAAGAAUAUAGUACUAAGAUUAUACUCAAUACACUCAGAAAAGUUUCAAACCUACUAAUCCAGUGACAAUUUGAAUUGGUUUUAUACCUAGAGGAAUAAAAUGAAAUACUAAAUCUUUUCU
Macaca mulatta (Rhesus monkey) is the source of this 1745-nucleotide messenger RNA. RefSeq names its product apolipoprotein B mRNA editing enzyme catalytic subunit 3G (gene APOBEC3G). Gene Ontology annotation, molecular function: zinc ion binding; RNA binding; cytidine deaminase activity. NCBI's taxonomy places the organism in Eukaryota, Metazoa, Chordata, Mammalia, Primates, Cercopithecidae. The record is from RefSeq and is marked inferred. Gene Ontology annotation, cellular component: cytoplasm; P-body; nucleus. Gene Ontology annotation, biological process: DNA cytosine deamination; negative regulation of single stranded viral RNA replication via double stranded DNA intermediate; cytidine to uridine editing.